Messenger RNA from Capsaspora owczarzaki ATCC 30864, 950 nucleotides. RefSeq lists its product as hypothetical. Gene Ontology annotation, biological process: protein depalmitoylation. Bases 164 to 823 code for a protein of 219 amino acids. The record is from RefSeq and is a predicted model, not a curated record. NCBI's taxonomy places the organism in Eukaryota, Filasterea, Ministeriida, Capsasporidae. The transcript is spliced from 7 exons. Gene Ontology annotation, molecular function: carboxylic ester hydrolase activity; palmitoyl-(protein) hydrolase activity. Gene Ontology annotation, cellular component: cytoplasm.
AUGUUAAUAAUAUUUUUCAGGGCCUCAGUCUCUUUUUUCCCAAGUUUCUAAGACGCGUCGCUCGUCAAUCUUUCUCGCUGUUUCUCUGCUCGCUGCCGUCUGCACAGUUGCCUCGUCCUGCUCCUCGACUUCCUCCUCCUCCUCCUCGACUUCCUCCUGUGCAAUGACGUCUCUGCUUCGCUCUAUCACCGUCCCAGCCACCAGCACGCACACGGCAACGGUUGUCAUUCUGCAUGGCCUUGGCGACACUGGCCGGGGCUGGGCGCCGUUCUGCAAGGAGCUCUCGCUGCCUCACAUCAAGUUCAUCUGCCCGCAUGCUCCGAUUGCGCCCGUCACCUUGAACGGCGGUUUCCGCAUGCCCAGCUGGUACGACCUGUACGACCUUGAAGACCACUCUCGCGAAGAUGAGGCUGGCGUUAUCGCUGCUUCGGAAUCCGUCAAGCGUCUGAUUGAUGCGGAAAUCGAUGCUGGAAUCCCUGCCAACCGUAUCGUGUUGGGAGGCUUCUCCCAAGGUGGCGCCCUCGCGCUGUACACGGGUCUCACCUACCAGAAGCGUCUGGCCGGUAUUGUCGCCAUGAGCACCUAUCUGCCGCUGCGCGCCCUCGUCCAGAAGACGAUUGUCCAGAAGGACAUCCCCAUCUUCCAGGCCCAUGGUGACUGCGACACCGUCCUCCCAAUCAGCCUCGGCCGCAUGAGCCACGAAAUCCUCGGCGAUCUUGGCCUCCCCAUCACCUUCAAGGAGUACGAUGGCAUGAUGCACUCUGCCUGCACCCAGGAGGUGCUCGAUGUGCGCCAGUUCCUCCAGUCCCACAUUCCCGCGUAAUCGGCACGAGAGGAAGCGAAGAAUUCAUGUGAAAAAAAAAACCAUCCAUUCAAUUCAGGACACAUGAAGCCAUCAACUCGGCUCAGUUGGAAUGCUCCGUGAAAUACAAUCGACGUUCCACAUAACA